Messenger RNA from Fomitopsis serialis, 942 nucleotides. RefSeq lists its product as uncharacterized. The coding region runs from base 1 to 942 and encodes 313 amino acids. NCBI's taxonomy places the organism in Eukaryota, Fungi, Basidiomycota, Agaricomycetes, Polyporales, Fomitopsidaceae. The record is from RefSeq and is a predicted model, not a curated record. The transcript is spliced from 3 exons.
AUGAACGAUGUAGCACUGUCGGAGAUCUCUGCAGUGCUGUCGGAUGCAUCGUUCAUGAACGACGCAUCCGACCUGUCGCAUACAUCUGCGGCUAUUGUAGCCGGCAGUGCUGUAUCGUUCAUGAACGAUGCAUCCGACAGUCCCGGCAGUGUUGUAUCGUUCAUGAACGAUGCAUCCGACCUGUCGCAUACAUCUGCAGCGAUUGUAGCCGGCGGUGCUGUAUCGUUCAUGAACGAUGUAGCCCUGUCGCAUACAUCUGCAGCAAUUGUAGCUGGCGGUGCUGUAUCGUUCAUGAACGAUGUAGCCCUGUCGCAUACAUCUGCAGCGAUUGUAGCCGGCGGUGCUGUAUCGUUCAUGAACGAUGUAGCCCUGUCGCAUACAUCUGCAGCGAUUGUAGCCGGCGGUGCUGUAUCGUUCAUGAACGAUGUAGCACUGUCGCAUACAUCUGCAGCGAUUGUAGCUGGCGGUGCUGUAUCGUUCAUGAACGAUGCAUCCGACAGUCCCGGCAGUGUUGUAUCGUUCAUGAACGAUGCAUCCGACCUGACAUCUGCAGCGAUUGUAGCUGGCGGUGCUGUAUCGUUCAUGAACGAUGUAGCCCUGUCGCAUACAUCUGCAGCGAUUGUAGCCGGCGGUGCUGUAUCGUUCAUGAACGAUGCAUCCGACCUGUCGCAUACAUCUGCAGCGAUUGUAGCCGGCGGUGCUGUAUCGUUCAUGAACGAUGUAGCACUGUCGCAUACAUCUGCAGCGAUUGUAGCCGGCGGUGCUGUAUCGUUCAUGAACGAUGUAGCCCUGUCGCAUACAUCUGCAGCGAUUGUAGCCGGCGGUGCUGUAUCGUUCAUGAACGAUGUAGCACUGUCGCAUACAUCUGCAGCGAUUGUAGCUGGCGGUGCUGUAUCGUUCAUGAACGAUGCAUCCGACAGUCGUAGGAUGCAUCGUUCAUGA